AUGCCCCGCAAAUCAAAUAAGAAGCAGACGCGGCUUGCUUUUGCGCCAACCGCCCCCGCCAGCAAUGCAAACGAAGAUGAAAAUGAUCGUUUCGCCAGACUCUCCUACGCCCAUCCUAGCUUACCCACUGUGCGACCCGACAUGUCCCCUCAAACCAAACCAGCAUCUACGCCGGUAGAUGCGACCUCUUCAACUACGACCACAUCCCGCCAGAAUACUUCGCCAGUGAAAGAAAGCAAACGAAAAAAGGAAAAGAAAGAAAAGGCGAAGAAUAAAAGGGACAAGACGGAGAGGAAGGAGAAAAAGAAGAGCAAGCUGAGGGAACAAGAGAAAGAAGUACUACCGGUACAGCAGGAGCUUGAAGAAUCUUCAGAUGACGAGAUCGUCGUUACAGGAUCUACAGUACGACCGCGACGGGCCGCCAAUGUCGAAUUCGCGGCUAUGAAUCCGUUUAAACCUACCCAAUCCCAAUCCCAAUCACCACGACUGCCGUCCGGUUCGCCUGAAAACGUCAUAAAUAUCGAAUCUUCUUCUGAUGAAGGAGACAUUGUCCAACCGCGUCGCAGACUAAAGCGCAAGGCUGAUCGCUCUUCGGUUAUAUUGAGCGACUCGGAUGAUUCCGAGCCCGUGGUUUCUUCACCCGUCAAGAGGCGGCGCCGGGCCUCGCCUAUGGAGACUCCUCGAACACCUUACUCCAGUACGGAUCAGGAUCAACAGGAGCUGGAAGAUGAUGUGAGGGACCUUCAGGACUCUGUUGUCAAGAAAACCCGCACGCGCGGCCGGGUAUAUGAGUCGGCAAGAGAUAAGAAACUGAAACUUCUGGAGACUCUCCGUCGCCGACGUGCGGGACUGAAAGAGGAAAGCGAGAAGGAGUCGGAAGAAGAAGGGUCUGACGAAGAGUCGGAAGAGGAACUGCCGUGGUCCAGUCCCACGCAGCAAUUCUUCAACGCGCGAUCGCGACAGAUCCGUGAUGAUGACAGUGAGGUCGAAUCGGCGAUCGACGCUAACGAGGACCUGGACCGAUACGAAGAUGACUUCGUGUUGGAAGAUAAUGAACUCGGAGUUCCCACGGAGGAGAUCCCAUUCGAAUUCACACGACAUGCAUACAAGCAGCCGAAGGAGUACUUCCGCGAUGUCGUCUCAUGGAUGGUCCACAACCGCAUAGAUCCAGCCUUCCCCCGUGAUGAUGCCAUGUACCAAAUGGCAUUCCAAAAGCUAUCAGACGAGGUUAAAGCACGCGCCGGAUCCUCGCUCAUCUCCUCGGUCUGGACGCCCAAGUUCCGCCAGGUCCUUCUAGCGAGACCGCAUCUCGAGAUUACGGGGUUCCCGACCUCGUUUAUGCACUCUUGCGAUGCAUGCAAUCGAGCUGGGCAUCCCGCAUCUUCGGAUUUGAAGUUUUACGGAAAGGCCUAUUCCGAAGAGACUCUGGAACCUCUCACGGAUAACAGCAGCGAAGACGAGUCCUCCGAUAAAUCCGACUCCAGUGAUGAGGAUAGCAAGGAAGCCAGCGAAGAUGAGUCGGAUGUAGAGCGCGACCGUGAUGGGAACAUCCUUCCCGACGAAAACACGCGCUUUUAUCUGGGAAAAACCUGCAAGGCGAAUGCCUAUAUGGCCCAUCUCCUUACUCACUGGCGAUACCAACUCAAUGAGUGGGUGGUUGAUUACCUCCGGCGCAUGGGCCACAUGGAAGAUUCCGAGGUUCUACGACGCGAAAACCUCAGCCAGAAGCGCAAAACACGAAACGCGAUUGAUGCAUGUAAAAAGAUGGAGGCAGAUGGUGAGAUUGAGAGGCUCUAUCGAGACUUCCAUAUCCACCUUAAGACUGCUCGUGAGAAGACAGUAAGUCUUUUUGGCGUUGCCAGAUCAUUUUUGUCUGCAUCAUGCUAA
Molecule: messenger RNA, 1887 nt
Organism: Penicillium daleae
Lineage: Eukaryota; Fungi; Ascomycota; Eurotiomycetes; Eurotiales; Aspergillaceae
Exons: 4
Coding region: 1-1887 (628 amino acids)
Cellular component (GO): nucleus
Source: RefSeq, a predicted model, not a curated record